Molecule: messenger RNA, 2471 nt
Organism: Rattus rattus (black rat)
Lineage: Eukaryota; Metazoa; Chordata; Mammalia; Rodentia; Muridae
Gene: Spred2
Product: sprouty related EVH1 domain containing 2
Exons: 6
Coding region: 674-1897 (407 amino acids)
Biological process (GO): multicellular organism development; negative regulation of MAPK cascade
Cellular component (GO): membrane
Molecular function (GO): protein kinase binding
Source: RefSeq, a predicted model, not a curated record
UUUUUAUAAUUCUUUUGUAAUUGGUAAUCCUAUAGCCCGAGAAUCAAGCAAGACAUGGUCACAUGCACCUGUAAUAUCAGCAUUAGGGAAGCUGAUGCAGGAGGAUGGUGAGUUUGAGGCCAGACUGGAUUAAAUGGUGACAGUGGUCACAAAAGCAACACAGAAAUCAACAAAGCCCCAACCUCAUGCUUCAGAGAGAUGAAUCUGAACAAAGUUACGUGGUUUGGCAGGGUGACAGUCAGCUCACACUUGUGUGUCUACAGACUGGGAUCUCAGGUAGCCGUGUAUGAGCUUGGCUUCCUGUGCAUUUUGAAUGUCUGUCAAUGACUGAUCGUUGUAACUUACAGGAAUUUUUUAAAACAAUAUUUUAAUUAAAAAAAAAAAAAACCCAAAGCAUCUGUCAGCUGUCAGCCUCCCAGUUUCUACUUUUGAGGAUCAGGGUGUUGUUGGUGAGUAAUGACAACGGGCCUGUAAAAUGCGGACUCUAACCCGCCGAUGACUCAUCCGGUACAAUGCAGUAUAUUUGUCAAGGAGACUGAAUCAUAUAUGGGGGAAACUACUUCUCAGCAGCCAGCUGGUUCUCAGGUCAGCCAGAGAGGAUCCAUUUUUAUCGGAAGCUUUAUAGUAGCGAUGAUGCUAAUGGGCAGCCCUUGGACUCCACAAUGUAGAGGAAAUGGCAUCUCCGGGCAGUGACAGCUAUAUUGUGCGUGUCAAGGCUGUGGUUAUGACCAGAGAUGACUCCAGCGGGGGAUGGUUCCCACAGGAAGGAGGCGGGAUCAGUCGCGUUGGGGUGUGUAAGGUCAUGCACCCUGAAGGCAACGGACGGAGCGGCUUUCUCAUCCAUGGCGAACGACAGAAAGACAAACUGGUUGUAUUGGAAUGCUACGUCAGAAAGGACUUGGUCUACACCAAAGCCAAUCCGACGUUUCACCAUUGGAAGGUUGAUAAUAGGAAGUUUGGACUUACUUUCCAAAGCCCUGCGGAUGCACGAGCCUUUGACAGGGGCGUGAGAAAAGCCAUCGAAGACCUUAUAGAAGGUUCGACAACCUCCUCUUCCACGAUCCAUAACGAAGCUGAGCUCGGAGACGAUGACGUUUUUACAACUGCCACAGACAGUUCUUCUAAUUCCUCACAGAAGAGGGAGCCGAAUACAAGGACAAUCUCCUCCCCCACAUCGUGCGAGCACCGGAGGAUUUAUACCCUUGACCCGUACCCCAUGGAUCUUUACCACCCCGACCAGCGUUUGCCGCGGUCCUACCCCCAGGUCACCUUUCCGGAAGAUGAUGAAGAGAUAGUACGCAUCAACCCCCGAGAGAAGAUCUGGAUGACGGGUUACGAAGAUUACCGGCACGCGCCAGUCCGCGGCAAAUACUUGGACAGCACCGAGGACGCAGACUCCUACGUGCGCUUCGCCAAGGGUGAAGUCCCCAAACACGAAUAUACGUAUCCCUACGUUGAUUCUUCGGACUUUGGCUUCGGCGAGGAUCCCAAAGGCAAUGUGAUCAAGACCCAGCCGCCCAGGGCCAAGUCCCGUCGGCGGAAGGAGAACGGCGAACGGUCGCGGUGCGUGUACUGCAGGGACAUGUUCAACCACGAAGAGAACAGAAGGGGCCACUGCCAAGACGCGCCCGACGCCGUGAGAACGUGCAUUCGCCGGGUGAGCUGUAUGUGGUGCGCGGACAGCAUGCUGUACCACUGCAUGUCCGACCCCGAGGGAGACUACACCGACCCUUGUUCGUGCGACACAAGCGACGAGAAGUUUUGCCUCCGGUGGAUGGCACUAAUUGCCUUGUCUUUCUUGGCUCCUUGUAUGUGCUGUUACCUGCCCCUCCGGGCCUGCCACCACUGUGGAGUGAUGUGCAGGUGCUGUGGUGGGAAGCACAAAGCCGCUGCGUGACUCGGUUUCCUUCCUCUCCCCUUCUCCAGCCACAGCCCCAGGCGUCUCGUCUCCUGCGUACAGCCCCACCCCCGCCCCCAUCUUCUCCCUGGCUCCCUUCCAACUCCAAAAGGCAAGGCCAAUCAGAGGAGGCCAGGCUCUGGUCCCUUGGUGACAUCAUUCCAAACCUGGGGUAGCUGCCACCCCCCGUGUCGCAGUGUUCUGAGGAAAGGAGCCUUCGGCAUAGACUCGUGUAUUUUUCCAGCCUAUAAUCAUGCUGUCUUUCCUGAGUGUUGGUUUCCAGCCCCCUCCUCCCCACCUUUCUGGUUCUGCUGUCUUGGAGGGGUUUAUUGAUUUCCCCCCAACCACCCACCCCUGCCCCGUGACCUUUUUUUUUUUUCUUUUUCUUUUCUCCCCAUUGGGCUUGCCUGUCGCUAACUAGCAUAGGUCCCUCAGAGAUGUGACCGAAUGAUGAAGCCAUCACCCAGGAUGUUGUUAUUCGAGGAGAUGAGCUAGAUAACAAGUCUGUACCAUAAAACAAUAAUACUUUUAACUCCUAAAGCCAAAUCUCCCGUGAUGCCCAGGGGGUGGGGGG